Fukomys damarensis (Damara mole-rat) is the source of this 1611-nucleotide messenger RNA. Its product is annotated as N-acetyllactosaminide beta-1,6-N-acetylglucosaminyl-transferase. Gene Ontology annotation, biological process: transforming growth factor beta receptor signaling pathway. The transcript has 3 exons. Bases 607 to 1566 code for a protein of 319 amino acids. Gene Ontology annotation, molecular function: acetylglucosaminyltransferase activity. Lineage: Eukaryota; Metazoa; Chordata; Mammalia; Rodentia; Bathyergidae. Gene Ontology annotation, cellular component: membrane. The record is from RefSeq and is a predicted model, not a curated record.
CCUCCACCAGGUUCGCAGUAGCGGCUGAGAUCCAGCAAGCCACAUUUAAGAGCCUAGGACACCCUCUGGCAUAAAAACAUCUCUCCAGGCGGUGUUCACAUGCUCGGACCAAAGCUUUUAACUUGGCAGUGCCGUUUAAGCAAACAAUUCCUCUUAGUCGAAUGCAAUGAUUAACAGGAAGCUGAGAGCAGACAGUCCCAGCCGGGCUGGGAAAAGAGGCAGGGUUUGAGGUCCCAGAGCCGUGACUUGCAGAAUGGUCAUCUCACCCACCGUGGACUUUGCUGUGGGAAUAAGGAAGCACCCCGGCACCCAGGAGUGGUUUUGUGUAGUAAUAGGGAUCUGGGGAGUGGGAGAAAUAACCCAGUGUGGCAAAUGCAAAGAAGCUACUUCGGAAAAGUGUCAAAGAAAAGUGAAAAUGCAAAUGAACUGUAUAUGAAGGUGGAAGGGAAGGGAGAAAAAAACCCACGGAGGACAAGAGAUGUUAGCUGCUAAUGAGAACUGCAUUCAUCACGGGACCGUGUGGGAGCCCAGAAAAACUGUAAGUUAAAGGCAUUGACGCACUGAUUGUAUCUCAAAAGCCGGUGUGCUCAUUUCCUGGUUCUCACCAUGGUCUCCCGCAAGUACUGUCUUUUCAGCGUUUCUCUGCUUAGUGCCUUGAUUUUUGUAUUUGUUUACAAUAGCAAGUUACAGGAGAACAGGCGUUUUCUGAGGGCAGUCCUGACCAACGCUUCCAUCUUAGCUGAAACCUGCGCUGAGCUGCUUGAGGGGCAGGUUUUUCACCUAACAGAAAAUGCAUUGAAAACGACCCUCCGCGAGUCCACCUGUUCAGAGUACAAGAUCCAGAGUCAUUACAUAACAGAAACGCUCUCUGGAGAAGAAGCUGCCUUCCCUCUGGCCUUCACGAUGACUGUCCACAAAGACUUUGGCACUUUUGAGAGGCUCUUCAGGGCGAUUUACAUGCCCCACAACGUCUACUGCGUGCACGUGGAUGCCAAGUCCUCAGUCAAGUUUAAAAGCUCAGUGCAGCGGUUGCUGAGCUGCUUCUCCAACGCCUUCCUGGCUUCCAAGAUGGAACCCGUGGUCUAUGCAGGGUUUUCCAGGCUCCAGGCCGACCUGAACUGCCUGAGAGACCUGGUGGCCUCCCAGGUCCCCUGGAAGUACGUCAUCAACACGUGCGGGCAAGAUUUCCCCCUGAAGACCAACAGGGAGAUCGUGCAGUACCUGAAAGGGUUCCGAGGGAAGAAUCUGACCCCGGGGGUGCUGCCCCCAGAUCAUGCCAUCGGGCGGACUAAAUACGUCCAUCAAGAAUUAUUAGAUAGCAAAAGUUCCUACGUGCAGAAAACAGCACAGUUAAAACCCCCUCCGCCUCACAAUAUGACCAUCUACUUUGGUACUGCCUAUGUGGCCCUCACCAGGGAAUUUGCUGACUUUGUCCUGCAAGACCGGCGAGCCCUGGACUUACUUUCCUGGUCUAAGGACACCUACUCUCCCGACGAGCAUUUCUGGGUGACCCUCAACAGGAUUCCUGCCCCGGGACAGAGGCAGCCGGCUGCGAUCUCAGGAUGAAGAGGAAUCCGCGCCCAGAGCGUCCUUCGGGGCUGGAGUGACGGG